This is a messenger RNA of Dunckerocampus dactyliophorus (ringed pipefish), 5457 nucleotides long. RefSeq names its product polycystic kidney disease 2 (gene pkd2). The coding region runs from base 442 to 3231 and encodes 929 amino acids. The transcript is spliced from 14 exons. Lineage: Eukaryota; Metazoa; Chordata; Actinopteri; Syngnathiformes; Syngnathidae. Gene Ontology annotation, biological process: release of sequestered calcium ion into cytosol; detection of mechanical stimulus; potassium ion transmembrane transport. The record is from RefSeq and is a predicted model, not a curated record. Gene Ontology annotation, cellular component: membrane. Gene Ontology annotation, molecular function: potassium channel activity; signaling receptor binding; voltage-gated calcium channel activity.
GGCUGUCCCAGGACGAGACGCAAGACUUCUCUCGCUCUCUUCUUUUCGCGUAAACACAGCAAUUUGACGUCGUUAUCGGUGCACGAAAAAACUAAUGAUUAAAUAACAACUUAAAGUUUCUAAGGCGUCGUUUUUUUAGGGUGACGUGAACCAUUUUGGAAGUUAGUUUGAAAGUUUUGUGUUUUUUUGCAGCGACGUCUUGCGCGAGAGAGAGCCUUUUAACACCAAUGCGCAGAUUCGUCAAAUUCAUUAAGAUUCGUUAGAUUAAUUAAGUGGAUAUUUUGUUAACUUUCUAAAGGAACAAAAGGAACAAAUUACGUUUUUUUUAGCUGCUUUUAGAUUUCUGUGUGUGAUUUUCUUUCCUUUAUUUGGAGGCAUAAUCCAGCUGCUUCUAAACCUCCGUGACGUAUGCCACCGUGGAUGAAAAAGUAGCCGCCAAACAUGAGCUCAUCACGGGUCAGACCCCACCAACACGCCGCUCGCUCACUACACACCUCUGAGGCGAGCGAGGGCAUCGAGAUGGAGAACAUCCACCAGCAACAUCAUGGUGAUUUGGGGGAUUUAGGAGUCUCUGCUGGAACCCCAUCAUCUCCGUCCAGACAAGCCUGGAGCAGGGACAACCCCGGUUUCGAGGCUGGGGACGAGAUUAUGGCAGCCGACUGGCCUCCGGCGAGCCCCGGGAGGAGGUCGGCAUCCACGGCCUCCAGCAACAGCAGCUGCAGCAGCGGCCUGGGCGGCUACAACGGCACCGGGGGCAGCCCUCGCAUGCAUCAGGGAGGAGCGUACCCAAGCCCGGGUGGGGACGAGAGGCAGCAGAGCAGGGAUGAGCACAGCAGCUGUAUGAAGCAGAUACUACAGAAAAUUAGAAUUCUGUGGGGCACAGAGCUGAUGGAGGACAGCGACAGCAGUCGAGAGAGGUACCUUUGGAACGUCCUGAGGGAGAUGCUCACAUACAUUGCCUUCCUCGUCACCGUCUGCAUCUUGACGUAUGGGAUGGUGAGCACCAACAUGUAUUACUACACCAAAGUCAUGUCGCAGCUUUUCCUGGACACGCCGCUUUCCGCUGGAGAGUCCGCCACUUUUAGGAGCCUUUCAACCAUGGAAGAUUUCUGGAAGUUCAGCGAGGGGCCUUUCCUUAAUGGCAUGUACUGGGAAGUGUGGUACAACAACAAGAGCCUGCCGGAGAACCAGAGUCUCAUCUUCUACGAGAACCUCCUCCUUGGUGUACCGCGUCUACGCCAGGUCAAAGUUCGCAACGAAUCCUGUAGCGUGCAUGAAGACCUGAAAGAUCAAGUUCAGGACUGCUAUAACAUCUACACGGCCACCAACGAGGACACCGCUCCCUUUGGGCCCAAGAAUGGAACAGCGUGGAUCCAUACGGCAGAGGGCGGCAUGAACGGGAGCAGCUACCAGGGCCAGGUGUCCAAAUACAGAGGUGGAGGAUACUACCAAGACCUGUCCCGUACCAAAGAGGAGUCAGCGGUCCAACUGCAGUUCCUCAAAGACCACCUGUGGCUGGACAGAGGCACCAGGGCUGUCUUCCUCGACUUUGCCGUCUACAAUGGAAACAUCAACCUCUUCUGUAUCGCCAGGUUGUUGGUGGAAUUCCCUGCAACGGGCGGGGUGGUGACUUCCUGGCAGUUCCAAACGGUGCGCCUGAUACGAUACGUGACCAGCUGGGACUACUUUGUGGCUCUGUGCGAGGUCAUGUUCUGCUUGUUCAUUCUCUACUAUGUGGUGGAGGAGGUGCUGGAGAUCCGCAUCCACCGGCUGCAUUACUUUCGGAGCCUGUGGAACUGCCUGGAUGUUCUAAUUGUCACGCUGAGUGUUGUAGCAAUCAUCAUGAACAUAACAAGAACAGCCAUGGUUGGCCACCUUCUCAAAAGCCUGCUGGAGAAUUAUACCACUCACCCCACCUUCGAGCCUCUAGCCAACCUGCAGGUCCAGUUCAACAACGUGGUCGCCAUCAUUGUCUUUUUUUCCUGGCUUAAGCUUUUCAAGUUUAUCAACUUCAACAAGACCAUGAGUCAGCUGACGGGCACCAUGUCUCGCUGUGCCAAGGACCUUGUGGGUUUCGCCAUCAUGUUCUUCAUCAUCUUCCUGGCGUAUGCCCAGUUGGCCUACUUGCUGUUUGGAACACAGGUGGACGAUUUCAGCACCUUCCAAGCCAGCAUUUUCUCACAGUUCCGCAUCAUUCUGGGAGACUUUGAGUUCUCCGAGAUCGAGGAGGCCAACCCUGUACUCGGACCCAUUUAUUUCACAACAUUUGUGUUCUUCAUUUUCUUCAUCCUCAUGAACAUGUUCUUGGCCAUCAUCAAUGACACCUACUCAGAGGUCAAGGCAGAUAUGGCUCAGCAGAGGUCUGACAUGGAGAUGACUGACCUCAUCAAGAAGGGUUGUAACAAAGCCCUGAUGAAGCUGAGGCUGAAGAAGACGGCGGUGGACGACAUCUCGGACAGCUUACGUCAGGCCGGCGGCAAACUCAACUUGGAUGAACUACGACAACACUUAAAAGGGAAAGGCCACACGGAUGCUGAGAUCCAGGCCAUAUUUGCCAAGUACGAUCAUGACGGCGACCAGGAGCUGACGGAACACGACCAUCAGCAAAUGAGAGACGACCUCGAGAAGGAACGAGAGGACUUGGACCUGGAGCGCAACUCUCUGACCAGACCCUGCAGUGGGCGGAGCUUCCCGCGCACUCAGGACGACUCAGAGGAGGACGACGACGAGGACAGCGGGCACAGCUCACGUCGACGGGGCAGCAGCUCGGGUGGCGUCUCCUACGAGGAAUUCCAAGUGUCAGUGUUUGAAUUCAUUCAUCCAUCUCUCUUGUUAUUAACCUGUCCUGACCCAUGGGUGUGUGUCUCUCUCAGGCUGGUAAGACGCGUGGACAGGAUGGAGCACUCCAUUGGUAGCAUCGUGUCCAAGAUAGACGCCGUGAUAGUCAAGCUGGAGGCCAUGGAGAGGGUGACACAUAAACGGAGGGAUGUGUUGGGAAGACUGUUUGAAGGAGCCAUGGAGGAUGAGCGUCAAGGACGGGACACCGACACCCACAGUGAGCAGGAGAGGCUGGUCAGAGAGGAGCUGGAGCGCUGGGAGUCGGACGACGUGGCCUCGCAGGUCAGCCACCCGCAUCCCGCCACACCGGUCGGCUCACGGCCACGCCCUUCCUCCUCCCAGUCCACCACCGACGCCGUCGACACAGGCGUUAACGGAAUCGGUCACGUAUAAAAGAAAGAAAAAGUACACUUAUGCUUCAUUCAACCCAAUGAAGAUUUUGCCUCUUCGUCCUCCUCGCCCCCAGUGGUUACAAGCCGGAAAAGACACUAAAAAAAACAAAGCAACAUUCCACAGAACAGUUGAGACCAAUCACAAAUUGUACAUUUUAAAAUUUCAUAACAUGCUGCCAUGAGAAUACUCACCUCCAUUGCACUGAAUGUAUCGGCGAGGUUCUCUUCACAGAUUUGCAUUCUGUAAUCUGUUGAAGUAUCACUCACAACACAAAGGACUCAAAAAAUAUAUACUUGAUGAUUCCCACUAGGGAAAUGAAGAAAAUGUGGUGUAUAUGUUGGGGAACAAUGAAGGAUUACAAAGGCUACCAAUAUUACGAGUGUUAGAGCCACGCUGAAGAAAUAAAAUCAUAAAAAAUGACAAGAAACUUUACAACCAAACAGCAAUUAAAUCAAAAUUGUAAGGCCAAUAAUAAUAAUAAUAAUAAUAAUAAUAAAGUCAUAAUAUUCAUAUUGUGGAAAAAGUCUUAAUUUUUCAAGAAGAAAAGGACAAUAUAGGAUGAAAAAGUCUUUGUAUUAUAAAAAGAAUCACAAUUUUACAUGACAAAGUCAUAAUGUAAUGUGAAAAAAAAUCACAAUUUUAUAUGACAAAGUUGUAAUGCUAUGUGGAAAAAAAAGUCAAUACAUGAAAAAGUUUAAUGUUAUGUGAAAAAAUUUGAAUUACAUGAAAGUUUAAUGUUAUGUGAAAAAAAUCUCAAUAUUAGAUGAAAAAGUCUUAAUGUUAUUUGAAAAAAAAUCUAAAUUUUACAUGAAAAAGUCGUAAUGUUAUGAGAAAAAAUCUCAAUACUAAAUUAUUGAAAAAGCCAUAAUGCUACAUGACAAAAAAUCGCUACAUUACAGGGAAAAAGUCCUAAAAGGUUACAUGAAAAAAAAAUCACAAUAUUCACAUGAAAAAGUCAUAGUGUUAUGUGAAAAAAAUCCCAUUGGUACAUGAAAAAGUCCUAAUGUUAUGGAAUUGCAAUAUUUCGUGAAAAAGUCUUAAUGUUAUGUAAAAAAAAGAGCACAUUUUCAAGAAAAGUUAACGUUAUGUAAAAAAACCCAAUAUUUCAAGAAAAGGUUUUAAUAUUAGGUACUUAUUGUUGUGAUAACAAAGUUAAAAAAAAACAGAAAAUAUAGGAAAACAUAACGUUAAGACUUUUUCAUGUCACAAGAAAAAAAAAAUCAUGCAUCAUGACAUUUUUUUUAUAAGCAUCCGGAAUCAAGUUAAAGUCGUAGUAAUGUUUCAAAAAUUAAGUAGCAUUAAUCGUAAAAAGAAAAAAAACCCGUAAUGUUAUGGUAAUGUUGUGAUGUUACGAUACUAAAGUUGCAACAUUCCGUCAAUAAACCCGAAUUUUAUGGGAUCAAAGUUACAAUACAAGAAAAACAUUGAUAUCACAAAGAAAAGGUUGUAAUGUUACGAGAACCUUUUCAAGGGUAAAGUUGUAAUUUUGUGAGAAAAAAAUUCAUAUUCCGAAAAUAAGGAUGCACUCUUGCGAGAAAAAUGUGUAAUCUUCCAAGAAUUGUUGUAUUUUUACUGGAUAUAGGAUAUGCUGUUGUUUAAAAAAUAAAUAAAUAAAAAAAAUCGUAAUGUUACAAGACUUAAGUAGUAUUUCUUUAUUAAUGGUGUCGGAAUAAUAGGGGGAAAAAAAACUUUUUACGUUCCAAAAAUAUAUUUUUUUAAAGAAUAAUGAUGUAAUGUUACGAGAAAAAAAUAUUAAAAUAUGAGAAUAUUACAACUUCGUCCUUGUAAUUCUAUGACUUUAUUCUCAUGUUUUAAAAAUAUAUUUAGUGUGGCUCGAUUACUCCUUUGGUACCAAACUCGGCUGUGAGAAUCCUAAAAUUCCGUUUUGCUUCAUGCAGCACGCAGUGCAUGUUUUUAAUACAUGACGACAAGUACGCUCGCUGGCCGUCACAUUACAACAUGUACCAAAAGAAGCACGUUUUUGAAUGUUCAUUUUGUUAAUGUUUAAUACACAGUAGUUACAAGUGUGCAUUCUGCCUUACAUCAAUGAAGCUUCAAAUGAAAUAGCUUAUUAUUGUUUUAUGACACAAAUCAUAACUUGAAACAAACUUCAAUUUGGAGUGCAACUAGUGUUCAUGGGAAGCCCAUGCAUUUAUUAUUUUCUCCUGUGCCUUAAUAUUUUAUUAUCUGUGCCUUUUUUUAUGUUUACCAAAUAAAAGUGUUAUC